Molecule: messenger RNA, 2604 nt
Organism: Anneissia japonica
Lineage: Eukaryota; Metazoa; Echinodermata; Crinoidea; Comatulida; Comatulidae
Product: MFS-type transporter SLC18B1-like
Exons: 14
Coding region: 196-1659 (487 amino acids)
Biological process (GO): transmembrane transport
Molecular function (GO): transmembrane transporter activity
Source: RefSeq, a predicted model, not a curated record
GCCACGCUGAUCGGUGUUGCUUUGAUCAGUUCGAUUUACGUAAGCUUUGUACCAGAGUACGAUGCACUACAAAUACUUUCGGAACAUACUGUAGGGCCUGAAUUUUGUGCCUAAUUGUCAGGUUUGACAAGGAGCGUGCAUGUAAACAUCUCCAGACAAUGAAAACUGCAGUUAACGUCAAGUACUACUCUCAAAAUGUUUGAAGAUGAAGAAGACGAAACAAGAGAACGUUUAUUGUCAGGUAGCAGUUAUGGAUCCUCAGAGGCAAACACCCUAAUUAACGGGGAUAUAAAGAAUGCAGGAGACACCGACAAAUGUGAAAAUGUUGUUCAGAAAACAAAACGUCCUUAUAAUAAAGAGCAGAUAAUACUGUUUGUCUGCAUUGCUCUAUCUAAUAUGUUUCAGUUCAUGUCAUGGUCCAUAUUAGCACCAUUCUUCCCCACUGAGGCUGCUAAAUUGAAGGCGACACCUACGCAAGUUGGAUUAAUAUUUAGUAUCUACUCUAUAGUACAAUUCUUUGCAUCACUCACCUAUGGAAAAUUUCUACCAGUUAUUGGAGCCCGAUUUUUAUACAUUUCAGGUUACUUUGUGACAGCUGGAAGUAAUAUCAUAUUUGGAUUUUUAGAUCAUCUCCAGCCUGGUACACAGUUUGUUGUAUUUUGUGCAGUGACACGAUCGCUAGAGGCUUUAGGUUCUGCUGCAGUAGUGACCGCAGGCAUGUCAUUAUUAAUAAAUAAAUUUCCCAACUCAGUUGCUCAAGUACUGGGAACUCUUGAAAUUUUUGUUGGAGUUGGAAUGAUGAUAGGUCCAUUCAUAGGUGGCAUCCUUUAUGAUGCUGGUGGCUAUAUUUUACCAUUCGCAACACUAGGUUGUUUCAUGCUUAUACAUUCAUUAGCACUAUUCUAUAUUUUACCAAAAGAUGAUGAAAAUAUACUUAGAAAAUGUGGGUCAUACCUGUGGCUGAUGAGCUUACCUGGAAGUUGGGUUGGAACUUUCACAACUUUUGUUGGAGCAGCCACACUAACGUUCCUGGAUCCAACCCUAUCCACUGAAUUAGAAAAGUUUGAUUUAACACCAAUUGAAGUCGGAUGGGUAUUCCUUUUGAUGGGUGCAGCAUACAGCAUUACAUCUCCAAUUAGUGGCUGGCUAUCUAAUAAAUUUGACAUCCCACGGAAAAUUAAUAUCAUUGGCUGUUUUCUCACAUGUGCUGGGAAUCUUGUGCUUGGAUCAUGGGCUCCACUACACAUUCCUCACACAAUAGCAAGUGUGAGCAUCGGUAUAGUAUUGAUAAAUAUUGCAGUGGGUUGUAUAAUACCUGCGACAUUCCAUGACUACCUUGAAACUUCAGCGUUCAAUGGUAUGCCCGACAACAUCUCAACACAUUCGGUGGUCUCCGGUAUGUUCAACUGCGCUUAUGCCUUAGGAGCAUUUGUUGGACCUUUACUCGGUGGUGCAUUGGUUCAAAAUUACAGCUUUGCGAUGUCAUCGUCUGUGUUUGGUUUCCUAAAUUUUGCCAUUGCUGUUCUUAUCUUCGUGUUCUCUCUUUGGGAGUUCAAUUGUGGAAAGGGGAGACGAAAAACUGUUUAUUUUACACGAUUUCAAGAUGAAACAGAAGGAGAAUGUAAGUCGGAGCUUCUUGAUGAUGAAGACGCAGUAUAAAUUGAGUACAAGAUCAUGGGCACUGAAAUAUUUAUAUGAAAUUUUGAAAUACAUUUGUAAUUUUGAAAUGAAUUUAUAAUUAAAUUUAAAAUACAUAUAUAUAUAUAUUAUAUAUAUAUAUAUGUUUGAAAAUGUGUAUAUAUGUGCAUUUAUAUAUACAGUAUAUAAAUAAAUCAUGCAAAAACAAAGAACCAAUACUAUGUAUUCUGUUCAUGUAUCUGAAGAUUGGACUGAUUUUGCAUUGUAUGUUUAUUUAGCCACUCAUUAAAAUUGAUUUUACGUUACUCUUAAUUAUUCUUAUAUAAUUUUAAUACGAUACAUUAAAUCAUGGCGCAGAUCAUGGGGAACGGGGAAACGUCACCCCCCCCCCCCACAUAUUUUUAAGGGAGGUUUGGUCCCUAACUUUUUGGCGGUAAUGUGCUUUCAUAAGUCAAAAAGAUGCCUGAAAAUUGUUGAAAUGAACUGCAUGAAUAACCCAGGUUUUAAUGUAAGAGCCCUGUACAGCCAGAAUAAAAAAACACCAUUAUCUCUGCCCACAAAUAUCAAGAAUUACAAGUAUGGGGGAAAAAAGUGUGUAAAGAUAACAUUGGUUUUCGGCACAUUAAGUAGGUAAAGUAAAGUAAAUACUGUACAUCAAACACAAUUAAGUUUUAUUUUCUAUGGUGCAUCACAGGGAUUAAUUAGAUCUAAAAGAUCAUGAGAAAUUAGUUUGCACUUCAUUUUAACUACUGUAUAAUGGUGAUGUGAUGGUGAUGACAUAAAAGACAAUGUUUUAAAUUUAUAUUUUUAUGGAACAUCACACAGAUUAUUUAAAUCGCUAUGACUGCUGAUAAAAGAUCAUGAGAAAUUUGUUGGCGCUUCAUUUUGACUAUAAUUUUAAAAUAGGAUUGGAACUGGUUCACGCAUAUCAAGUUAACUGAGAUAGUGUGCACAAUCACUGAGAAU